AUGGCUGCCACACAGCUUGUAGAGGUUGGGCUAUUUCCCUGCGCGCCAUACAGGCCGAGCAUCGCCAUCGACAUCAACAUCCUUGACUUCGCUCGCCUCCUCUUCCUCAAUAUAUCGCCCAACGUCACUGCGUGGUGCAAGGCAACCGAAGCCUUCUUGAUGUCUAGGGCUCACAAACUACAGUACUCGGACAACCUCCGCAAGCGAUUCGGAUACGCCUUACUGUGGUAUUCGCACCUCCGCAACCUCGUCGACGCGCACGUUGAGCGCGUGCUCGCCUCCGCGCGUGAAACGAUGGGCUUUACGCCGCCAUCGUCAACGCCGCUCGCCACGGCACCCACCCCCAGUGACGGCGACCCACCUUCGUCGCCGACGCCGGCCGCCCCUCGCCAUCGCCGCGAUAACCCGGGCGUAACGGCGGGCGAUCAUCGCCGUGGCUCGCCCGACCCCGCAUCGGACGUCGACGACGAUCUCGACUCCACCAACGACGCCGAUGAGCGGCUGCGCGCACCAUCAGCAUAUCUUCGCGGCCGCUGCCCCGCAUGUUUCGGG
Schizophyllum commune H4-8 is the source of this 552-nucleotide messenger RNA. RefSeq lists its product as uncharacterized. The record is from RefSeq and is a predicted model, not a curated record. Lineage: Eukaryota; Fungi; Basidiomycota; Agaricomycetes; Agaricales; Schizophyllaceae. The annotation marks the transcript as partial. The transcript is spliced from 2 exons.